AUGGGCUCCAGACCCGCGGACGCCGCAGGGGGCCAACAGCAGCAGCAGGCGGAGGAGCCCUCCAUGGCGGACGUGUACGGCGGCCACGAGCUGACGCCGCUGCAGAAGCACGCCGCCUUCUUCGACCGGAACAGGGACGGCAUCAUCUACCCCUCCGAGACCUACCAAGGGCUGCGCGCCAUCGGCUGCGGCGUCGUGCUGUCCGCCGCCGGCACCGUCUUCAUCAACGUCUUCCUCUCGUCCAAGACGGUACCGGCGAACGUGAAGCCCCCAGCUUUCAAGUUCCCCAUCUACGUGAAGACCAUUCAGCAGGGCAAGCAUGGGAGUGAUACAGACGUCUACGACACCCAGGGCAGGUUUGUUCCUGAAAAGUUUGAGGAGAUAUUCAAGAAGCAUGCCCACACUAGGCCUGAUGCCCUAACGGACAAAGAGCUUGGGGAGAUGCUUAAAGCAAACAGGGAUCCUAAAGAUUUCGCUGGACGGGUGGGCGCUUUCGUAGAGUGGAGACUUCUCUACGCGUUGUGCAAAGACAAGGAGGGAUUUCUUCACAAGGAGACUGUCAAGGCGGUCUAUGAUGGCAGCGUGUUUGAGAAGUUGGAGCGAGAAAAGAAGGAAGCUAAGGAAUUUGCCAAGAAGAAAUGA
Messenger RNA from Triticum turgidum subsp. durum (durum wheat), 642 nucleotides. NCBI's taxonomy places the organism in Eukaryota, Viridiplantae, Streptophyta, Magnoliopsida, Poales, Poaceae. The record is from the annotation of a GenBank genome assembly.